AUGAAUGGAAAUGUGAACAUGCAGUUUACCCAGUUCGAUUCAUUCGCCGCCGCCGCCCUCAAAAAGAAUCUAACCAAGGUCAACAUCGCACACGAAUAUGGCCUGAGUGCUCGGGACUUGCGCAUCAUAGACCUUCCGUCAAAUGGAUUUCCGCAUAUUCUCAUCAGAGAAAAUACACUGCUCAUUCACAUGUUUGACCUGCGGCUCUUGGUGCAAGCGGACAAGGUGGUGCUCUUUGAGGUCAACGGCAUUGAAGACAACAUCACCUGUCGCGUGUUUACUCACGAUCUCGAGACCAAGCUACACAAAGCGCAUGCUUUAGAUAAAAAAGUAAACGAUUCAUUUGAGCUGCGCGCCCUGGACAUUGCCCUCGCAUCUGUGGCAGCCACGCUAGAAGCGGAAUACCUACUCGUAAAGCAGGAUGUUUCCAAGGCGUUAAAGAGUCUGGAUCAACAAAUGUCGGAUAAAGAAGGCGCGCUUGUCUAUUCGGCACUUCGUGGACUCUUGGACAUCUCUCGGAAACUCGCACGCAUCGAACAACGGGCUCGCUUGGUACGCAAUGCCAUCCAAGAGGUCCUCAAUGAUGACGCGGACAUGGCGCAGAUGUAUCUCACUGACAAGCUGCGAGGGAAGCGACACUUGGUCCACGAGCACCAGGAAGUGGAAUACUUGCUGGAGGCGUACUUCAAGGCGAAUGAUGCCAUUGCGCAGGAAGCAGCCAGCUUGGUGGAGAAUAUUCAGCGGACAGAGGAAACCAUCAAGUCGAUUCUGGACGUUCGACGAAACCAAAUCAUGAUGUUGGAGGCCAAGGUCGAAAUUGCCAUGCUGAGCUUAGCAUCAGCAACGCUCGUGGCAGGCUGGUACGGCAUGAAUGUCAUCAGUUACUUUGAGCACAGUCCCUGGGCGUUUGGGGUCCUUGUUUCGGGUUCUUUGGUGGGCAGCGCGCUGAUCUGGAGGUUUGUCAUUCGUCGCUUGAGGCUUAUUCAAAGGCGUACGACUAGAAAGGAAUAA
This is a messenger RNA of Pochonia chlamydosporia 170, 1011 nucleotides long. RefSeq names its product RNA splicing protein mrs2. The transcript has a single exon. Gene Ontology annotation, biological process: mitochondrial magnesium ion transmembrane transport. The record is from RefSeq and is a predicted model, not a curated record. NCBI's taxonomy places the organism in Eukaryota, Fungi, Ascomycota, Sordariomycetes, Hypocreales, Clavicipitaceae. Gene Ontology annotation, cellular component: mitochondrial inner membrane. The coding region runs from base 1 to 1011 and encodes 336 amino acids. Gene Ontology annotation, molecular function: magnesium ion transmembrane transporter activity.